AUGUCGUCUUUCAUAGUGUUUACUAUCGUCUUACUGUCCUUGAUGAGCCUGGCGGCAGCACAUACGAUAACAAUCCCAGCAAACACCAAGGAUUGUUAUUUUGAAACUUUACAUAAAGGUGAUAAAAUGUCCAUAACCUAUCAGGUUGGCGAUGGUGGACACUUGGAUAUAGAUUUUAUGGUGUAUGAUCCCUCUGAUCGUAUUUUAGAUUCAUCUGUCAGACAAAGCACUGGAACAUUUAGUCUUGUCGCAGGAUUGGAUGGAAGAUAUACUUAUUGUUUUAGUAACGAAAUGUCUUCGGUUACCGACAAAGUUGUUAGUUUUAAUGUUCAUGGAACCAUCUAUGUUUAUGAAGAUGAAUCACACACCGAUCCUUUAGAAAGGGAAAUUCUAGAACUUGCUGAUGGUCUUGCCGCUAUUAGGGACGAACAAGAAUACAUUGUAAUGCGAGAACGUACACACAGAAAUACCGCUGAAAGUACAAAUGAUCGCGUCAAGUGGUGGUCAAUCUUCCAAUUCUUUGUUCUUUUUGGAGUGUGCUUCUGGCAAGUAUUCUAUUUGAAACGGUUCUUUGAAGUUAAACGUGUGGUAUAA
This is a messenger RNA of Acaulospora morrowiae, 594 nucleotides long. The record is from the annotation of a GenBank genome assembly. Lineage: Eukaryota; Fungi; Glomeromycota; Glomeromycetes; Diversisporales; Acaulosporaceae.